Messenger RNA from Drosophila willistoni, 835 nucleotides. Its product is annotated as protein FAM107B. The coding region runs from base 152 to 709 and encodes 185 amino acids. NCBI's taxonomy places the organism in Eukaryota, Metazoa, Arthropoda, Insecta, Diptera, Drosophilidae. The record is from RefSeq and is a predicted model, not a curated record. The transcript has 3 exons.
UGGUAGGCCAUUUGAAACAAAACUGGCAAAACAAUCAAAGCAACGUUUUAAAUUGUGUGUUUUGUGUGUUAUAUAAAUACUUUUUGGUGUACCUCUAUCUAUAAAUUUUCAAUAUUUGUGUAAAGUUUCCAUUUUAUGUCCUGGCCUAACAAUGCAGCGACCGGGCUCAAAUAUUUCAUCAAACAUCAUGAGCCGUAUGUCGGUCUUUGAAAAUACUGCAUUGACCCAUAGUUUUGCUGAGGCUGAGAACUUAAGCGGCGAAGCCAUGAUGUCCAUGUCGAGUUCCCCACCGCCCACACCCACUGGGGUACAAACGGAUGCCGAGGGUCUGAUAUUACCCAAGAAGCUAAUAAAUCCCUGCAUGGAGAAUACAGAUCGCAAAGAGUUGCAUCGAGAAUUAAAGUUCAAUGCGCGCAUUGGCAAAUCGGUGUUGAAUCAAAAAUCAGAACUACAGCGUGCCUAUGACAAGCAAAAGGAACGUCAUGCAGCUGCCGAGCAUCAGCACCAUUCACCGGAUUCGGAAAUAGUUGGCGGCAUACCCAAUCUGAAAGGGGAAUUGGGUCGUGUGAUUUUGGAGCGGGCCCAGAAACAUGAGGCAGCUGCCCAGAAGCACGAUGCCGAGGAGGCUGAGGACCGACAAUAUGUGAAUCCCGAAUAUCUUAAUGUGCGGGCCAAAUUACGUGCAGCCACAGCGCAUGGGCCGAAUUAAUGCUCGACGAAAAAAGAGAUAAAACCAAAUUCCGUAUUCGGAUGUUAUCUAAAAAAAAAAAAAAACUCUAAAUUGACUUAACCAAAUUGUGUUGAAUUAAAAUAACGUUUUCUUUUUGUCACUUGA